This is a messenger RNA of Zeugodacus cucurbitae (melon fly), 1320 nucleotides long. RefSeq names its product heat shock protein beta-1. Gene Ontology annotation, biological process: response to heat; protein refolding. Bases 227 to 808 code for a protein of 193 amino acids. The transcript is spliced from 5 exons. Gene Ontology annotation, molecular function: protein folding chaperone. Lineage: Eukaryota; Metazoa; Arthropoda; Insecta; Diptera; Tephritidae. The record is from RefSeq and is a predicted model, not a curated record.
UACAAAUUAGUCUCAAAGCAGAAAUCCAAGUGAUAACUACACAGUUGUGCAAAGCGAAAAGUCAUUUUGUGCUAAAGCAAAUACUAAGAGAGCAGUAGCAAAGUUGUCAAGUGUGAAAACAGACAACAGAAAAUAAGAAAACAAAGCAAAACAAAAAAACUGUUUCGGCAAACAAUAAUUUUUUCGUGUAGAAAUCAAUAAAUUUGUGUUAAAGAAUCAAUAAAAAAUGGCCGAUGCUAACAAGAGGAAUAUCCCCAUCAAAUUGGGCGACUUCAGCAUUAUCGAUACAGAAUUCUCAAGCAUUCGUGAGCGUUUCGAUGCGGAAAUGCGUAAAAUGGAAGAGGAGAUGAACAAGUUCCGGCAUGAGUUGAUGUCGCGCGAGGCAAACUUCUUCGAGACCAGCAGUUCUACUAAAAAGACAACAACAAAAACCAGCAGCAGCAGCGCACAAAACUCUCUCUCCCGUCCAGCACCCAGACAGAACUACAUCUCCGACAUCAGCUCACCACUGAUUCAGGAGGAUGGCGAUAGCAAAAUGUUGAAGUUGCGUUUCGAUGUAAGCCAAUACGCCCCCGAAGAAAUCGUUGUCAAGACUGUGGAUCAGAAAUUGAUGGUGCACGCCAAACAUGAAGAGAAAUCGGACACGAAGAGCGUCUACAGGGAGUACAACCGUGAGUUCCUCUUGCCAAAGGGCGUCAAUCCGGAAUCCAUACGCUCGUCGCUCAGCAAGGAUGGCGUUUUGACUGUGGAAGCGCCACUGCCCGCCAUCACCGCCGGCGAAACCAUGAUUCCCAUUGCACAUAAGUAAAUUAAUCCAAACAUAAAAAAAAAACAAUAGAACAACAACAACAACGAAAUUAUUAUCAAACAACAACUGCCGCCAGCAAGCAAACAAGAACAAUUAUGCAAACAACAACAACAACUAGCAGCAAAGCGGUUACAACAGUUGUCAAUUAACGCGGUCCGAAUAUGUAGCUAAAAUGCAGCAGUAACAGCAACAACAAGGCUGCAGCAAAUUCUAAUUUUUUUUGGACAUUAAUUUUAACUACUUAAAAGAAAAAAAAAACAAAAAAUAUUAAUUAAUUUCCUUAUAAUUAAUUAUAAUUUUCGCUAAUUUUUACGUUAAUUUUUUGACUUUUGUUUAUCUAUUACUCUACGCCAGUAUGAUGGAAUUCGCAAAAAUUUAUAUUGAAGAUCUUAUAUAAUGUAUUAAAACGGAUGUUGAAAAGCAAAAAAAAAAACAACAAAAAACAAAAUGAAGUGAAAAACCAAAACAUUUUUUUGUAUUUAAAUUGAUAUUAAAUUACACUAUGAAACAAA